Messenger RNA from Vespa mandarinia (Asian giant hornet), 1674 nucleotides. Its product is annotated as G protein-coupled receptor Mth2-like. Gene Ontology annotation, molecular function: G protein-coupled receptor activity. The record is from RefSeq and is a predicted model, not a curated record. Gene Ontology annotation, biological process: cell surface receptor signaling pathway; G protein-coupled receptor signaling pathway. Gene Ontology annotation, cellular component: membrane. Lineage: Eukaryota; Metazoa; Arthropoda; Insecta; Hymenoptera; Vespidae.
GGGAGUUGGCAAUUAUGCAUAAUUCAUCGUAUUCGUUGGUGCCGUUAAUUAUAAGACUCCUUUUAAUAUCGAGAUUGAUUAUCGUCGAAGGUUUAUUGCCCGUUAUUCAUUCUAUUACAUUGAACGAGAUUAUUAUACCAAAAGAAUACCAAAAUCUACCUUUGAUAGCGAAAUGUUGUUCGACGGAUCAAAUUUUAAUUCGAAAUAAAGAUCAAAGCCCAAAAUGUGUCCCUUCGAACUAUUAUUCGGUCUCAUCGUUCUCACCGCUUUUUUGCAAAUUCAAUUCAUCUGGUACUUGGUCUUUGGGCGAAGAAGCUAAUCGUUUUGUUGCACUCAUUGGUUAUCCUUGUCGUUAUGAAAGUUUCGACAUAAAUACGGAAAAUGAUACGUAUUAUCUUUUACGAAAUGGCUCGAUAUAUUUUCCUUUAUAUGAGCAUUCCAUGCUAAUGCCUGGUAUAAAUUAUUGCAUGGAUGUAACACCAACGUUAAAUCUUGUUACUGUGGUGUGCUCUUCUAUAGAUAGUAAAAUAUUGAUGGCAGGCACACAGAUAAUUUGUUAUGCCUGCGGACUUAUAAUAGCCGUAUCAUUUCUAAUCCUGACCAUAGUAGCUUAUUCGAUAACGCCUAAAUUAAGAGACGUUUAUGGUAAAAUACUUCAUCACUAUUGCGGAUGUCUCGCAUUAGCAUUUAUUAUUUUAGCGAUUACACAACUCGGUGGUGUACAUUGGACGAGUGAUACGUGCAUGGCCAUUGCCUUCGUCGUACAAUUCUCGUUCGUCGCAUGUUAUUUCUGGUUGAACGUGAUGUGUAUCGAGACAUGGUCGUUAAUACAAAAUCACGUUCAUCAUGAUGCCUAUCAAAGAAUAAAACCUAAUGUACUCUUUUUUUAUUACUCGAUAUGGGCUUGGGGAUCUUCGGGUAUUCUUAUUCUUGUAUCACUAAUAAUGGAUCUAAAUCCGACGAUACCGACGAUAUAUAUAAAGCCAAACUUCAUUAGCGAAAACGACAGCUGUUGGUUUAAACCGGACAGUAAAACUAUGCCAUACUUUUUCGUUCCAAUUGGAUUUCUCUUGCUAAUCAAUUUAAUAUUCUUUAUCCUAACGGGAAUUACGAUAAGCCGAUAUCAAAAAGAUCUGGCACUUAGACGAUUAAUCAUAAAUCAAGAAUCCGUACGGCAAGAACAAAUGGAAUAACGUUCUCUGAAUUUGAUAUUCUAAGAAGAUUGCCCACGCCGAAUUUUUCGAAAUACCGGAAAGAUGAAGUCAUUAAUUUGCACGUUAUAAGCAUACUUUUCAACGUCGAACGAGUCAGAUAAUAUCGAGAACUCGAGUGUAUCUGAUUGGUAAGUUUGUUCGCGUGCAUCAAAAAGGUGUGUAUUAAAUUAUUGUCAAAGAUACAAGAAAAGGUAUAACUAAACGAAGAACUUUAGCUCGUCUAUUGAAAGCGUCGUAAUCAAGAAUAAUUCAAUGGAAAAUAUGUCUAUUAAUAUAUCCAUUUAAAAAUCUAAUAUAACUGACAUAAAUAUGUAUUACUGAUAGUCGAGUGAAGAAAAUGUCAAGGUGAAACGGAAGAUACCGAAGAAUAAGAAAAAAAAUCGACGAGAGAAACACGAAACGAGUCGAUUGUUGAUUGUAAGAAAAAAAAAAAAAAAAGAAAAAAAAAGAAAAAGAAAAA